Nicrophorus vespilloides is the source of this 2222-nucleotide messenger RNA. It is a transcript of the gene Uba2, whose product is annotated as SUMO-activating enzyme subunit 2. Lineage: Eukaryota; Metazoa; Arthropoda; Insecta; Coleoptera; Silphidae. The record is from RefSeq and is a predicted model, not a curated record. The transcript has 6 exons. Gene Ontology annotation, biological process: protein sumoylation. The coding region runs from base 139 to 1962 and encodes 607 amino acids. Gene Ontology annotation, molecular function: SUMO activating enzyme activity. Gene Ontology annotation, cellular component: cytoplasm; SUMO activating enzyme complex.
UUCGUAGCAAUCUUCAGGGUGAUUAACCGGCUCAAACCAAACUGCCGGCGUCUCAUAUGAGGUGUAAAUCAGUGUUUAGGUUAUUGUCAUUUACAAUCCGAAUUUUUACUGUUUUGCAAUAAAUUAAGUGAACUGUUCAUGAUGGCGAAAGCGUCUGCCGUUCCGAUAGUUUUAAAAGCAGAAAUCCAAAAGUUGAUACCUACCUCGAAAAUUUUGGUAGUCGGCGCUGGCGGCAUAGGAUGUGAGAUAUUGAAAAAUUUAGCGAUGUCUGGCUUUAAGGACAUUGAGAUUAUUGAUCUUGAUACAAUUGAUGUGAGCAACCUGAACCGACAAUUUCUCUUCCGCAAAGAACAUGUUGGCAAAUCCAAGGCUAUGGUUGCCAGGGAGACAAUUCUUAAUUAUAAUAAGGAUAUAAAUAUUAAGGCAUACCAUGACAGUAUUACAACCUCUGAAUAUGGAGUGAAUUUCUUCAAGAGAUUUGCUGUUGUAUUAAAUGCUCUGGACAAUAGGGCCGCGCGUAAUCAUGUGAACAGGAUGUGCCUGGCAGCCGAUGUUCCAUUAAUUGAAUCUGGCACCUCUGGUUACACAGGCCAAGUUGAAUUCAUUAAGAAGGGAUUGACACAGUGCUAUGAAUGUAAUCCAAAGGCUGCUCAGAAGACAUUCCCUGGCUGCACAAUCAGAAACACACCAUCUGAACCAGUCCACUGUAUUGUAUGGGCUAAACAUUUAUUUAAUCAAUUAUUUGGUGAAGAUGAUCCUGAUCAGGACGUUUCGCCGGACACUGCGGAUCCUGAGGCAGCUGGAGACGCAGGCGUUGAAGCUUUAGCACAAGUAGACGAGAGUAAGAAAGUCGAAAGAAAAUCGACGAAAACGUGGGCUCAAGAAACUUCGUACAACCCAGAGAAACUCUUCAAUAAAUUCUUUGAAGAUGAUAUCAAAUAUCUUCUUAGCAUGGAAAACCUUUGGAAAAACAGGAAAGCGCCAAUUCCGUUAUCUUGGUCAUCUGCUGCUUCAGACGAUGGCGACCAAGAGAAGUCUAAAAACGACGUCCAUAAGGAAGAUAUGGAAGUGUGGUCGUUUAAAAAAUGCACCGAAGUAUUUUCGUCGAGUAUAUCGAUGUUGAAAGAAGAAUUGGCUAAUAAGAAUUUCUUGGUUUGGGACAAAGAUUUUAAACCGGCUUUGGACUUUGUGACUGCCUGCGCAAAUGUCAGGUCGCAUAUUUUCUCGAUUGCCAGGAAGUCGCGAUUCGAAGUCAAAUCUAUCGCUGGGAAUAUUAUUCCAGCUAUUGCAACGACAAAUGCCAUGGUUUCGGGUCUUGUUGUGUUGUUAACUUUCAGAGUGUUGGCCGAAGAAUAUGAGAAAUGUUUGACAGUGUACGUGAGGCAAAAAUCAAGUGAAUCAAACACUGUAAUGAUGACUGAGAAGUUUUUGGGAGCUGCGAAUCCCAAAUGUUACGUAUGUUCGAAGCAACCAAUGGUCGAUGUUUCAAUUAAUACGAAAUCAAUGCUCGUCAAAGAUUUUGAGUCGGAGAUACUCAAAAAAAGCUUAAACAUGGUUGCACCUGACGUAGUUCUGGACGGUAAAGGCGUGGUGGUGAUUUCAUCCGAAGAAGGCGAAACGGCUGCAAACGACAAUAAAACCCUGACGGAAAUGGGAAUCGUCGAUGGAGCUAUUCUGAAAGUCGACGAUUUCCUGCAGAACUACGAGCUGACCAUAUGCAUCCAUCACUACGUUCCCAAAGAGAAAGAGGAUCCGCUGUACAAGAUCUUGGCCGAUAUGGAUCUGCAAGCCAAAUCCGAAGAGGGAGCCAACGGUAAAGAAAACGGUGCUUCUUCUGCAAGUGCCGCUGAUUUUGCCGCUGUCAACGUCGAUGACGACGAAGAUCCGCAAGAGGGGUCAUCGAAACGCCGUAAGAUGAAUCCAAAGGAGGAAGACGAUGAUGAUAUGAUAAUGUUAGAUUAGAUGUGUUAACUGUGUAUAUUCGUUCGUGUCCUUCAUAUCAAUAUACAACAAAGUACGAAUUAUCAGUCGAGAUCGGCAACAAACAAAACAACCAGUUCAAUAUUUUUGUAUAAAACUCAUACGUUUGCAGUGGAAACAAACAAGUCCGUUUUCGUUUUGUUUAAAUGUUUCUUUUUUUUUGGUAAAUCUUACUACUACUAUAUUUAAGAACAUGUUAAUUUUAAAAUUUAUUUGUGAAUAUAGAAGUAAAUGUAUAUUUA